This is a messenger RNA of Monodelphis domestica (gray short-tailed opossum), 3040 nucleotides long. The record is from RefSeq and is a predicted model, not a curated record. Lineage: Eukaryota; Metazoa; Chordata; Mammalia; Didelphimorphia; Didelphidae.
UUUGUUAAACCACUUUAAUUUAUUUCUCAUUUUCCUUCCUUCUUUUAUCCUGAUAACUUCCCUUUGAUUUCUAGCUUUCUUCCUCUUCUCUUUUCCCUCUGACUCUUUCCUAUUUUCUUUAUUUCAAUAACAAAUUUUCUAUUUAACAAGUCAAAGCAAUAAUUCAAUUUGCAGAAAUUAUAUCAUAUUCCAAGAACUCAGUAGUCCACCUAAGCAGACAGAUAUCAUGUUUCCAUGUUUACCAGUAUUGAGCUUCAGAUUUAGUGUAUACAUGUGUUCUAUGUUCUAGCUCAUCUUCUUUUCUUGAUCUUUUUUCUUGUAUUAUGUUGUUUAUUUUCUUUUCCAGUCCUUUUUCCUUAUCUUUCUCCUUUUUUAGCUUAAUUGCUCCUCUUUCUAAAAGAUGAAACUGGGAAAGAUAUAUAUCAACAUUAUGUUUACAAAUCUAAAACAAGAGUUCUGAUUUUGCCUACAAUAUUGAUAUUUUAUAUUCUAGCUCAUUAAAUCCAACUACAAAAUACAGGCAACAUGUUCUAUACACAGUUGCUCAUGAGCAAGCGAGGGCCAUUGGCCAAAAUAUGGCUUGCAGCUCACUGGGAGAAGAAGCUCACAAAAGCCCAUAUAUUUGAAUGUAAUUUAGAGGCAACUAUUGAAAAAAUCAUAUCACCUAAGGUAAAAAUUGCACUGCGAACAUCAGGUCAUUUGCUGUUAGGAGUGGUUCGAAUCUAUCACAGGAAAGCAAAAUACCUUUUGGCAGACUGCAAUGAAGCUUUCAUUAAAAUGAAGAUGACCUUUCGCCCAGGACUAGUUGAUCUUCCAGAAGAAAAUUUUGAAGCUGCUUAUAAUUCUAUCACAUUGCCAGAAGAAUUUCAUGACUUUGAUACCCAGUUGCCCACUGUGAAUGCUAUUGAUGUUUCUGAACACUUUAGUCUGAACCAGAGUAAAGCUGAAGACAUUACACUUAAAGAAGAUUACAGUUAUGAUCUUCUUUUUCAAGCUGGGAGUUUUGGUGAUGAAUCUGAACUACUUCGGAGACAAAGCUUCUUUGAUGACAAUAUAUUGGUACAUAACAGUACAAUUUUGACUAGGCGCAGUGGUUCAAGCCUCCUUGAAGAAAAAUCUGCAUUGUAUGUCAGUGGAGAUGGAUUCGGGGAUGAAGGAACUGUAGGGGAUAUGAUUGACAAGCUGUUACAAGAUGACCACAAUAUUCUGUUGGAAGACUUCAAUUUGGAUGGAGAAAUUUCUUUGCCUCCUGAACCUCCUGAAUCUCUUGAAUCACCAGAUUCAUUAGUUGUAGAAGUAUGCAAUUCAGAAUCUAUAUAUCCAGAGUCUAUAAAUCCACCUGAUAAUCAGCAAAUGAACGGAACUAUGUUGAUGAUAAAUGAAGAAGAAGAAUUUACCCUUGAUCCAAUUAAUCUUGAAGAUAUUGCACGGAGAAGGAAAAGCAAACGUAAGAAGAAGCUACUUAUUGAUCCAGUGAAGGAGCUCAGCAGCAGCACCAUUCACAAACAGCUUAGUAACUUCAUGGAUACACUGACUGUGUUGGAACUAGCACCUCCUACCAGACGUUUGAUGAUGUGGAAGGAGACUGGGGGAGUAGAUACACUUCUAUCAAAUGCUACCCAGUUUCUGAUUAAUCCUGAGCUUAAAAUGUUGUUUCGAAAAUGCUUUCAGUCAUCUGGCUUUAAAAAUAGAAGAAAAUCUUCACAGAUGAGAUCUGAAAUGGAAGAAGCAAAAAACAAUGACCUGCUAGAGACUUCCAUAAUGGAAGAACCAUGCAACCUGAAAGAGUUAACUCAUUCAAAAAUGAUGACAGAUGGAACUGAAGAUCUGUUGACUAAAUGUGGGAGUGACAAGCAUGAAGACGCCAUUGAAAAUGCUGAUGCUAUGCAGGAAGCAACCGAAAUGGUUUCUUUCAGGCCUGAGAAAUCUUUGUCAAUGAAUGACUUUUUGGGAUUGGAAGUCGAAAAUUACCAAAUUGAUUUGGAAAAUGAGGAGACUUUGGAGAAUGAGAAAAUUACUGAGGAAAGAAAGUGGAAUCAAAGAACACUUCAAAUGUUAGAUUAUUUACGGCAUUCCAACAAUAUGGGAACGAAGUCCUUUAGUCUGAUGGAACUCUGCAGAAACAAUGACCAAAAACAAGUCGCUGCCAAGUUUUAUAGCUUCCUUGUCCUCAAGAAACAGCAAGCCAUUGAGCUUAGUCAGAGUGCCCCCUAUGCAGACAUUAUAGCAACAGUGGGACCAAUGUUCCAUCAAAUAUGAGUGCCAGUGAGAAAUCCAAAGCCUUUAGGGCUGCAUCUUCAGUUCAUUUUCUAGCUAGAUCUUCCAGUUCUUUGUAGAGUAACUGUGGAAACAGCUAAAAAUUUGGUCCAUUAAGUCGAAAGGAAGUCUUCCCACUUUCUACCUUUAAUGCCAAAAUAAGAAAUAAUGCCUGGAAAGUGCAUGUGUUAGUAAAUGAUUCAUUAUAAUAGUAUGUCAUUUUUUAAUAAUCUGGCUUAAAUAUUUUACCUAAGUAUAUUAAUCUAGCUAAACAUUACAAUAAACUUUAAAUAGAUUUACAAUAGACAAUUGAUUUUAUUUUUAGAUAAUUUUUUAAAGUAUGUCAGUGGGUUUAGAAAUUAUUCAGAAAGAGAAAUGCUUCUCUUAAAAUUGGAAUAUUUUAAUUGAUUACUCAAAUGUUAUUGAGUUAAUUAGCACUUAACUAUUUCCUGUUAUUGCCCAAUGGAUAAUGUCAUUUACAUUUUACAUGGGAUAAAUGUGUGCAUUUGAUUUUUCCUAAGUGCUUUAUUUUAUAGUUCUUGACAUUCAUUCUCAGUGUUCCAAAUCACCUAUGGCUAUUUGCAAGUCAUUAAUGUUUCCUGUUUAUUAUGACAGUCUUGUAUAUUUUUAUAAAUAUUGUUAAUUUUAAAAUGUCUGUAAAGCAAACACUUUCUUAUAGUAAAACACUGAAACUUAUCAGUGUGCUAAAUGUACCUACAGAAAUAGUACAGGUCAUUGAAAUAAAUAUUCUUUUCUCACCAGGUGUUUACAAAUUUGAUGUGUU